This is a messenger RNA of Medicago truncatula (barrel medic), 6166 nucleotides long. RefSeq lists its product as uncharacterized. Gene Ontology annotation, molecular function: ADP binding. The transcript has 10 exons. Lineage: Eukaryota; Viridiplantae; Streptophyta; Magnoliopsida; Fabales; Fabaceae. The coding region runs from base 158 to 5968 and encodes 1936 amino acids. The record is from RefSeq and is a predicted model, not a curated record.
AAGAAAUCAAAAAAAGAAAAGAAAAAAAACUGUUAUAGUCUCUCUUGCUUUUCUUUGCUGUAGAACAUCAAUUUCAGAUUGGAGAAAGGGGAAGAUUGUUCAUACUACUGCAGAAAAUAAGGUACUGCAGACCGCAGAAGGAUGAAGAAGAUUGUUCAUGAGACUUGAGUAUGCGUUGAAUGUGCCAAAAAUACUGUGUUGGAAAGAUCAGAUGGCGAGUUUUUUGACUGAUUUGGUGAAGCCUUAUGUGGAGAAAUUGAUAAAUGGGGCGAUCAGAGAGUCAAGUUAUAUAUGUUGCUUCACAUGCAUUGCUAAUGAUUUUGAAGAAGAAAAGGCUAGAUUGGAAAUAGAAAGCACAACUGUUAAGCAACGUGUUUAUGAUGCAAUUAGAAGAGGAGAGGAUGUUCAAGCUAAUGCUCUUUUUUGGGAAAAAGAAGCUGAUAAGCUCAUUCAAGAAGACACCAAAACAAAACAAAAAUGUCUUUUUGGAUUUUGUCCCCAUAUCAUAUGGCGAUAUAAAAGGGGAAAGGAACUGACAAAUAAGAAGGAGCAAAUGAAAAGAUUAAUUGAAACUGGAAAGCAACUUUCAAUUGAACUCCCUGCCCGUCUUCCAGAUGUUGAACGUUAUUCAUCCCAACACUAUAUUCCUUUUAAAAGUAGGGAAUCCAAAUACAAAGAGCUUUUAGAUGCUAUGAAAGAUGACAACAAUUUUAUAACCGGGUUGCAAGGGAUGGGGGGCACAGGAAAAACUACAUUGGCCAGAGAAGUUGGUAAGGAACUUAAGCAGUCCAAACAAUUUACUCACGUCAUCGAUACGACGAUGUCAUUAUCUCCUAACAUCAGGAAGAUUCAAGAUGAUAUUGCAGGACCCUUGGGAUUGAAAUUUGGUGACUGUAGUGAAUCAGACCGACCCAAAAAACUAUGGAAGAGAUUAACCAAUGGUGAAAAGAUUCUUCUAAUAUUGGAUGAUGUGUGGGGAGAUAUUGAUUUUAAUGAAAUUGGUAUCCCAUACAGUGACAACCACAAGGGUUGUAGAAUUCUUGUAACCACGCGCAAUCUCUUAGUGUGCAACAGAUUAAGAUGCAGUAAGAUAGUCCAACUGGAGCUCUUAUCUGAUGAAGAGGCAUGGACCAUGUUCCAAAGGCAUGCUGGUCUAAAAGAAAUGUCACCUACAAGUUUUCUCGACAAGGGCCGUAAAAUUGCAAAUGAAUGCAAAGGGUUACCAAUUGCAAUUGCUGUUAUCGCCAGUAGUUUGAAGGGCAUACGACAUCCGGAAGAGUGGGAUCGGGCCCUAAAAUCCUUGCAGACACCCAUGCACGGUGCUGAUGAUGAGCUUGUUAAAAUUUAUAAACGCUUGAAAGUUAGCUAUGAUAAUAUGAAGAAUGAGAACGCCAAGAGACUAUUGCUCUUGUGUUCUGUAUUUCGAGAAGAUGAAGAAAUUCCUACCGAAAGGUUAACCAGACUUGGCAUCGGAGGAGGCCUUUUUGGGGAAGAUUAUGUCAGCUACGAAGAUGCUCGAAUUCAAGUUGUUAUAUCCAAAAAUAAACUCCUAGAUUCUUGUUUGUUGUUGGAGGCCGAUCAAAGCGGAGUGAAAAUGCAUGACUUGGUUCGUGAUGCAGCCCAAUGGAUAGCGAACAAAGAGAUUCAAACAGUGAAGUUGUCUGAUAAAAAACAAAAGGCAAUGGUUGAAAGGGAGGCAAAUAUUAAAUAUUUGCUAUGUGAAGGAAAUCUUAAGGAUUUGUUUUCCUUUAAGCUUGAUGGUUCCAAGCUUGAGAUUCUAAUUGUCACUGUGCUUAAGGAUGAAGAUUGUCACAAUCUGAAAAUCGAAGUUCUGAACUCAUUUUUUGAAAAUAUUAAGGGCCUUCGAGUUUUUCAUUUAAUCAAUGAUGAUUAUCAUCCUAGACUAGCUCUAUCAUUACUUCGGUCAGUUCAGUUGAUGAAAAAUAUUCGAUCACUUCUCUUUACAGAAGUCGAUUUGGGUGACAUCUCUAUUUUUGGAAACCUUCAAAGCCUUGAGACUCUUGAUUUGAAUUAUUGUAAAAUUGAUGAGUUGCCUUAUGAAAUCACAAAACUAGAGAAAUUUCGAUUGUUGAACUUGGAAUAUUGUAUAAUUGCAAGGAAUGACCCUUUUGAAGUGAUUAAAGGAUGCUCAUCACUUGAAGAGUUGUAUUUCAUAUAUAGUUUUAAUACUUUUUGUCGAGAAAUAACUUUUCCUCAAUUGAAAAGGUUUUUUAUCGACUCUAGCUAUUGGAGAUCAAAGAAUGAUUUGUCCUCAAGGUAUGUGUCUCUUGUAGCCCGCAAUCUUGAUGUUUUCCUAUCUGAAACAACACUCAAGUAUUGUAUGCAAGAAGCAGAGGUUCUUGGACUAAGAAGGAUGGAGGGGGGAUGGAGAAAUAUGAUGCCUGAGAUUGUUCCUAUGGAUCAUGGUAUGAAUGAUCUAGUCAAGCUUAGUUUGAGUAGUAUUUCACAACUACAAUGCCUCAUUGACACUAAACAUACUGAAUCUCUAGUAUCAAAAGUAUUCUCCAAGUUGGUUGUACUAGAGCUCGAAGGAAUGGAUAAUUUGGAAGAAUUGUUCAAAGGUCCUCUUUCCUUUGACUCUCUGAACAGUUUAGAGAAUCUGUCCAUUGAGGAUUGUAAACAUUUGAAAAUCUUAUUUGAGUGCAACAUAAACCUCUGCAAUCUAAAGAGUCUUUCAUUGGUACGAUGCCCGAUGUUGAUCUCCAUAUUUCAAUUGUCAACUGCUUGUAGCCUGAUGUUGUUGGAGAGAUUGGAAAUAUAUGACUGUGAGGGUCUUGAAUACAUAAUAGAUGAAAGAAAAUGGCAGGAAUCGAGAAGUAAAAUAGUUGAUGAUAAUGAUAACAAAAGUCAUGGCUCAAUGUUUCAGAAACUGAAAGUUCUUAGUAUUAAGAAGUGUCCAAGAAUUGAAUUAAUACUUCCGUUUCACUCUCCUCAUGAUCUUCCAGCACUAGAAUCCAUCACAAUUGGUAGUUGUAAUAAGCUGAAAUACAUAUUUGGCAAAUAUGUCAAACUUGGUUCCCUCAUAAAUAUGAAGCUUGAUGGUUUACCAAAUAUGAUUGACAUUUUCCCUGAAUGUUAUGGUGUACAUGAGAGGUCAUCUUCCAUUUCUGGAUAUGCUUCUAAGCCACAAACACAAUCAGGUCCAAUCAAACGCAAUAUCUUUUCAUGGACUAAUGUAUAUUGCUGUGGUAAAAAGUAUGGGCACAAAUUAAGGAGUAACACAAGUACUGAAAUCUCAUUGGUUUCCCAGGAUCAACAACAGGACAACUUAAUGGAAUCAAAUUCAUAUCCCCUUAACAUACGGGAACGUGCUCAAUGUCUUUCAAGACAAUCACAUAUGUUGUGCAAUGUUAAAGAGAUUACAUUGACCAAUGUCUCAAAGAUGAAAUCGUUAUUUAACCUAUCUACUGCUCCAAGAAUGUUAUUGGAAACUUUGAAUAUUUGGAACUGUAAUGAAUGGAGGCACAUUAUAACAAUAGACACUGGAGAUCAUCAUGACAACACUGAUGGCAAUAACUGGGGAACUGUCUUCCCAAAAUUAAGAAAGCUCGUUGUUUAUAAUUGCGCGCAAUUGGAAUAUAUAAUUGGACACUACAACGAUGGUCAUCAAAACAACACUAAGAUUCAUCUUCAUCUUCCAGCAUUGGAAGAUCUCUAUCUUGAGAAUCUGCCAAGUUUAGUUGCCAAUUACCCCAAACAAUAUCACACAACAUUUCCACAAUUGAAAAAACUUGUAGUUGAAGAAUGCCCGCAAUUUAUUGGUGAUUUCUUAACUCAUCAUUCAGUAACAAGAUCUGUGGACGAUACAAUCAUCAAGGAAUCGAGUGGGAAUAUGGAUAAUUUUCUAGCUUUGGAGACACUCAUGGUAAAUAAUAACUCCAAAGUAGAAGAUGUCUUUUGUCUGAAUGAAAUAAAUGAACAACAACUGAGCUUAGCUUUGAAAGAAAUUGAUUUGAAUGUUCUGCCUAUGAUGACAUUCCUUUUUGUGGGUCCCAAAAAUUCAUUUUUCCUCCAAAACCUUACCCAUUUAAAGAUCAUGCGAUGUGAAAAAUUGAAAAUUGUUUUCUCCACUUCUGUAAUAAGGUGUCUACCACAGUUGUAUUAUAUGAGAAUUGAAGAGUGCAAUGAGUUGAAGCAUAUCAUUGAAGAUGAUUUGGAGAAUACAACAAAGAUAUGCUUCCCAAAGCUACAAAUACUUGUAGUAGUAAAGUGCAACAAGUUGAAAUAUGUGUUUCCAAUCUCCAUAUGUAAAGACCUUCCUGAGCUAUAUGAUCUGAGAGUUGAAGAGUGCAAUGAGUUGAAGCAUAUCAUUGAAGAUGAUUUGGAGAAUACAACAAAGACAUGCUUCCCAAAGCUAAGAAUACUUGGUGUAGUAAAGUGCAACAAGUUGAAAUAUGUCUUUUCAAUUUCCAUAUGUAAAGACCUUCCUGCGCUAUAUCAUAUGAGAAUUGAAGAAUGCAAUGAGUUGAGGCAUAUUAUUGAAGAUGAUAUGGAGAAUAAAAAUUCCUCAAAUUUUAUGUCUACAACAAAGACAUGCUUCCCAAAGCUAACACUACUUGUUGUGGAAAAGUGCAACAAGUUGAAAUAUGUGUUUCCAAUCUCCAUAUCUAAAGAGCUUCCAAAGCUAAAUGUUCUCAUCAUAAGAGAAGCAGACGAGUUCGAGGAAAUAUUUGGAAGUGAAGGUGAUGAUCACAAAGUCGAGAUUCCAAAUCUAAAAUUUGUAGUAUUUGAAAAUCUACCAAGCCUCUGUCAUGAUCAGGGAAUUCAAUUUCAAGCUGUAAAACAUCGUUUCAUACUGAAUUGUCAAAAACUCUCUCUGGCUUCAGCAAUAAUAACCACAGACCUUGAUAAUGAUCUUUCUGGUUUAUAUAGUGACUACGGUAACAUCUACGUUAGCAUCUACGCUUGGCAAUUCGUUCACUAUUUGAGGGAUCUGUUUCGACAAUUACAAACCGCCAAAGGUUUUGCCGCUGGGUUUGAAGUUAAAGCAUCAUCAGAACACGAGUUGACUUCUCCAAACAAAACAAAACAAACACCAGAUACAGAGCAUGAACUUGUGGAAAAUGUUUCUGAUUUAGAAAUACCAACAAAUUCAAAAGAGUUGAUGAAUCAACAAUCUAUGGAGCAACAACGUCUACUUGGAGAAGCCGAUACUCCCGUCAAACCUUCUCAGGAAUGUGGUGACUGCCAAAUAGCCAUACCUUCUCCUCCUAUUGCCAUAACAAAUCCUCUUACCACUCAGGAUGUUGAUAUUAACAUCAAUGAUGAUCAAGUUUCUGUAAAUGAUGAUUCUGUCAUAAAAGUAACCUCAAUUGUUGAGGAACAAUUAUCUAAGGAUGUUGAAUUUAAAGUGCCAGAAUCUAAGCCAUCUCCUAUCAUUCCUUCACCUCAAGAAUUUCAAACUCCUUCAAUGCGAUCAAAAGGAGACCCUUCUCAAAAUGUAGAAGAUUUAAGUUCUUCUUUGCUUGUCAAGAGUGAGCUUGAGGAACUAGUCUCCAAGAAUCAUUUGGAUUGUGAGAACUUGUCUUUGUUGACUGCUUUCCUUGUUAGGAAUCCUUCUGUUCGUUUAAAGGACAUUGCACUGAGUAAUAGAUACAAGGGUUGUGCCUACAAUUUACUAGCCGAACUAUUGAAAUUCCUUGAAACCCAUAGUGUGUUGGAAGUAUUGGGGCCGUGCCACUCUAAAUUUGUGGAGUUAUUACAAGAUGCGCGCAGCUUUGGUUUAGAUAAGGAUUGGUUGGAUGGUGUGGAGAGGCACGAAGAUGCCUUGCAAAAAUUAUUGGAUUCAAAGCAACAGGUUACCAAGGAUGUUGAAGUGUUGCGUUUGAAGAUAGGCAUUUUAAGUCAACAUGUGGAAGAUCUUAAGCAACAAUUGACAUCCUCUGAAGCUGUUUUGGAGACUAUCAUUCAACAAGAGGCGGUUUUAAGUGCCCCUUUCGGCUAUUAGAUUAUAUUUUCUAGUAAUUUAAUUCUAUCAUUGCUACUUUGUUAUGCUUUUCAUUGUGGGAACUGAGAACCUUUGUACUUCAAUAUUGUUCAUUUCUUGGGUAUAACGUUUCGUCGUUUCUCAUCCAAAGUGAACUAAAGAUUCUUACUAUGUUUGUGUAUUUAAAACUAUUAUUGAUUGUUAUAUGUUACAUUGAUG